GGGUCCCGCGGGGAGCCCCCGCCCACACGCUAUGCCUUAAAUUGGGCCAGGCUGAGGCGCUGCUGCUCGAGCGGCCGAUCCGAGACGUGGCUCCCUGGGCGGAAGAACCAUGUUGGACUUCGCGAUCUUCGCCGUUACCUUCUUGCUGGCGUUGGUGGGAGCGGUGCUUUACCUCUAUCCGGCUUCCAGACAAGCUGCAGGAAUUCCAGGGAUUACUCCAACUGAAGAAAAAGAUGGUAAUCUUCCAGAUAUUGUGAAUAGUGGAAGUUUGCAUGAGUUCCUGGUUAAUUUGCAUGAGAGAUAUGGGCCUGUGGUCUCCUUCUGGUUUGGCAGGCGCCUCGUGGUUAGUUUGGGCGCUGUUGAUGUACUGAAGCAGCAUAUCAAUCCCAAUAAGACAUCGGACCCUUUUGAAACCAUGCUGAAGUCAUUAUUAAGGUAUCAAUCUGAUGGUGGCAGUGUGAGUGAAAACCACAUGAGGAAAAAAUUGUAUGAAAAUGGUGUGACUGAUUCUCUGAAGAGUAACUUUGCCCUCCUCCUAAAGGCUGGAGUGCACUGGCGGGAUCUCGGCUCACUGCAAGCUCCGCCUCCCGGGUUCACGCCAUUCUCCUGCCUCAGCCUCCUUUCAGAAGAAUUAUUAGAUAAAUGGCUCUCCUACCCAGAGACCCAGCACGUGCCCCUCAGCCAGCAUAUGCUUGGUUUUGCUAUGAAGUCUGUUACACAGAUGGUAAUGGGUAGUACAUUUGAAGAUGAUCAGGAAGUCAUUCGCUUCCAGAAGAAUCAUGGCACAGUUUGGUCUGAGAUUGGAAAAGGCUUUCUAGAUGGGUCACUUGAUAAAAAUACGACUCGGAAAAAACAAUAUGAAGAUGCCCUCAUGCAACUGGAGUCUGUUUUAAGGAACAUCAUAAAAGAACGAAAAGGGAGGAACUUCAGUCAACAUAUUUUCAUUGACUCCUUAGUACAAGGGAACCUUAAUGACCAACAGAUCCUAGAAGACAGUAUGAUAUUUUCUCUGGCCAGUUGCAUAAUAACUGCAAAAUUGUGUACCUGGGCAAUCUGUUUUUUAACCACCUCUGAAGAAGUUCAAAAAAAAUUAUAUGAAGAGAUAAACCAAGUUUUUGGAAAUGGUCCUGUUACUCCAGAGAAAAUUGAGCAGCUCAGAUAUUGUCAGCAUGUGCUUUGUGAAACUGUUCGAACUGCCAAACUGACUCCAGUUUCUGCCCAGCUUCAAGAUAUUGAAGGAAAAAUUGACCAAUUUAUUAUUCCUAGAGAGACCCUCGUCCUUUAUGCCCUUGGUGUGGUACUUCAGGAUCCUAAUACUUGGCCAUCUCCACACAAGUUUGAUCCAGAUCGGUUUGAUGAUGAAUUAGUAAUGAAAACUUUUUCCUCACUUGGAUUCUCAGGCACACAGGAGUGUCCAGAGUUGAGGUUUGCAUAUAUGGUGACCACAGUACUUCUUAGUGUAUUGGUGAAGAGACUGCACCUACUUUCUGUGGAGGGACAAGUUAUUGAAACAAAGUAUGAGCUGGUAACAUCAUCAAGGGAAGAAGCUUGGAUCACUGUCUCAAAGAGAUAUUAAAAUUUUAUACAUUUAAAAUCAUUGUUAAAUUGAUUGAGGAAAACAACCAUUUUAAAAAAAUCUAUGUUGAAUCCUUUUAUAAACCAGUAUCACUUUGUAAUAUAAACACCUAUUUGUACUUAA
Molecule: messenger RNA, 1699 nt
Organism: Gorilla gorilla gorilla (western lowland gorilla)
Lineage: Eukaryota; Metazoa; Chordata; Mammalia; Primates; Hominidae
Gene: CYP20A1
Product: cytochrome P450 family 20 subfamily A member 1
Exons: 14
Coding region: 110-1576 (488 amino acids)
Cellular component (GO): membrane
Molecular function (GO): iron ion binding; monooxygenase activity; oxidoreductase activity, acting on paired donors, with incorporation or reduction of molecular oxygen
Source: RefSeq, a predicted model, not a curated record